Trachemys scripta elegans is the source of this 1112-nucleotide messenger RNA. RefSeq names its product neuritin 1 (gene NRN1). NCBI's taxonomy places the organism in Eukaryota, Metazoa, Chordata, Testudines, Emydidae. The record is from RefSeq and is a predicted model, not a curated record. The transcript has 3 exons. Gene Ontology annotation, biological process: neuron projection extension; nervous system development. The coding region runs from base 165 to 596 and encodes 143 amino acids. Gene Ontology annotation, cellular component: plasma membrane.
CCAUUCCCGGCUCUCCCUUCUCCCUCUUUCUCCAUCUCCCCCUCGUCUGCAAAGUCUCCGCUGCUGGGAACUUGUUGGCAAUGCCUGUUUUUCAGCUUUCCCCCACGUUUUCCAAAGUAACUAUUUAAAGAUCUGCAGUCGCAAAUGGUUUUACUAAAUGUAGGAUGGGACUUAAGUUGAACGGCAGAUAUAUUUCUCUGAUCCUUGCUGUACAGAUAGCGUACCUGGUGCAGGCGGUGAGAGCAGCGGGGAAGUGCGAUGCGGUCUUUAGGGGCUUCUCGGACUGUUUGCUCAGGCUGGGCGAUAACAUGGCCAACUACCCGCAGGACCUGGACGACAAGAGAAAUCUCCAAACGAUCUGCUCGUACUGGGAUGAUUUCCAUUCCUGCACCCUCACAGCCCUCACGGAUUGCCAGGAAGGCGCGACAGAUCUUUGGGAAAAACUGAAAAGGGAAUCCAAAAACCUCGAUUUUCAAGGCAGCUUAUUUGAACUAUGCGGAGGAAGCAACGGGUCAGCUCCUUCCCUACUCCUCCCUGCCUUCCCCCUGCUCCUGCUGGCUCUCUCUGCAGCGUUAAUGACCUGGUUCUCCUUCUAGGAGGUCUCUUCUGGUAGAACACACAUACCCACCCACACACACACUCUCCAUAUACUGGAUUUAUAGAGGAAGUGUCCAUCCGUUUUUUGGGGACCGUUGUGAUUAUCUGUGAUGAUGAAACAUCCAUAUAGGAUUGUGGAAACGUUCUCUCUUUAUUUUGUGUUUUAUUUGCCAAAUGUUACCAAACAAUGAGCAACAAACAGCCAAAAUCGGACCUCAGCUUUAGUGUCUCUUCAAAUAAAAAUAGAAAACCCGAGCCCUUUGUGCAAAAGAAUCUCAGGAACGGCUUUGGGCCACCUAAUAUUAAUAAUCUUAAUAAAUAAUAACAACAACAACAACAACAACAAAAGAUGGGCUCCUCUUGUAAUAUGAAAGAAAACGAUGAGUUGAGAAAAAAGGCACUGGAAAUGAAUCCAAGAUUGAUAUCCACGUGUGAAGCAUAUGGUGAAUAACUCACAAUCUAUCAUCUUUCCUCCACAGUCGCUUGUUUAUUGGUCAUUCCACUGCAAAAAAAAA